Messenger RNA from Clarias gariepinus (North African catfish), 2189 nucleotides. RefSeq names its product phosphatidylinositol glycan anchor biosynthesis, class U (gene pigu). The record is from RefSeq and is a predicted model, not a curated record. Gene Ontology annotation, cellular component: membrane; GPI-anchor transamidase complex. The transcript has 12 exons. Bases 20 to 1327 code for a protein of 435 amino acids. Gene Ontology annotation, biological process: protein localization to cell surface; attachment of GPI anchor to protein. Lineage: Eukaryota; Metazoa; Chordata; Actinopteri; Siluriformes; Clariidae.
CCGUUCCUCUCGGGUGAAAAUGGCGGCUCCCUUAACACUAGUCUUGAUUUUAGCAGUGACAAUAAGAGCAGUAUUAUUCCGUUCUAGUUUAGCUACACUGAUCGCCGACAGGGUUGAAGUCGCGUCUCCUCUAAAUUCGUGGAAAAGGGUUGUCGAGGGUCUUGCCCUGUUGGAUCUGGGGGUCUCGCCAUAUUCGGGAGAUGUAUUUCAUGAAACACCCCUUAUCAUAUACCUCUUUCAUUUUGUGGUGGACUAUGCAGAGAUUGUAUUUAUGAUAGCAGAUGCAAUCACAGCAGUUGCCCUCUAUAUGUCUAUCACAAGCUACAACAAAAAUGUGUUCAGAAAACAGAAGUUUGCUUUGGAUGCAGACAAGUAUCCACACGACUGUCUGGAGCUCAUGCGUUCACCAAAAGAGAUGUUCUACAUUCCUCUCAAAGUGGCCAUGUUUUACCUGCUGAAUCCCUUCAGUAUCCUGUCCUGUGUGGCAAAGUCUACCUGUUGUCUAAACAAUGCCGUAAUUGCACUCUUCAUUCUCUGCACACUAAAAGGAAGUGCCUUAUUAAGUGCAAUCUUCUUAUCCUUGGCAACCUAUCAGAGCAUCUAUCCUCUCACAUUGUUUGCUCCUGCUCUUCUUUUCCUGCUACAGAGGUUAUAUAUUCCAGUCAACCCAUGCAGGAGUAGUUUUUGGUUUUUCACACUCCAGUACGCCUUCAUGUUUGUGGGAAGUCUGAUUGUAAUUGUCUGCCUGUCUUUCUUUUUACUUGGAUCUUGGGACUUCAUUCCUUCAGUCUACGGAUUCAUCCUCUCCGUACCGGAUCUUACUCCAAAUAUCGGCCUCUUCUGGUACUUCUUUGCUGAGAUGUUUGAACAUUUUCGUUUCUUCUUCAUCUGCGUCUUCCAGAUUAACAUCUUUGUGUAUACCAUCCCUCUUUCUAUCAAACUCAAGGACCAUCCAGUAUUUCUCAUCUUCAUGCAGAUCGCCAUCAUCUCUAUCUUUAAAUCAUACCCCACUGUAGGAGACAUAGCACUCUAUAUGGCCUUUCUGCCUGCCUGGAGCUAUCUGUACAGAUUUUUGAGGAACAUCUUCCUCUUUUCCUGCAUUCUGUUGGCGUGCUCCGUCCUCUUCCCUGUUCUCUGGCAUCUCUGGAUCUACGCUGGCAGUGCUAACUCAAACUUCUACUAUGCCAUCACACUACUCUUUAACGUUGGACAGAUCCUACUCAUAUCAGACUACUUCUAUGCUUACUUGCGACGGGAACAUCACCUGAGCCAGGGGCUGUACCUGCAGAGAAAGGAUGGCAGCGAGGCCACACUGGUGUUGAAAUGAGCUCGAAAAAAGCAGCCUGCUUACCUGGUUACCUCUUCUCUUCCUCUAUCCUUUCCUGGACAGAUUUUUAACCAUUUUUUCCCCUCAACCCAGCUUUCAUUUCAAAAGAUAAAAAUUUUGUUUAGCAUUAAUCUGGAAAGUCACUUCAAUUAUCAUGUCGCAAUGAAAAUAAUAAUGAAAUUGUAUACUACAGUGAGUGGCCUACCAUUUUUAUUUUUUAUUUCUUUUUAUUGUUCAAGAGGUGCAGUUGACCAAAUGAGCCAUGGAAUUCAUUAAACAUCUUAAAUAUCUAGUGCUUGAUGUUUAGGUUAACUUAAAUCCGCAUCAUGAAAUCAGAUAAAGGGCUAUUUACUAAUGCAUCAUUCCAACCGAUUCAGUGCAGUGGAACCACUAGUCACAUGUUCCUAAGGUGAAACGAUCAUACAAGUUGUUUUAAGUUAUUUAAGAAAUUAAACUUGCAACAAAUGCAUCAAUAGUGAGUUAUGCAUCUCCACCUAUUUAUUUUUACAAAACUUGUGUUAUAGUUUUUGUUGAAGCAUUUGGUCAUUGAUUUUGACUUGUCUGAGGAUAUCUUUUUCUAAAUGUAAAAGUCGAACAAAUACUGCCUCUCCAUUCAGUGUUUUCUCUGAAGCGAUGCUUCUAGGACUGAUGAUGAUGAUGAUGAUGAUGAUGAUAAUGCAGCAGGAUUUUUCUCAAGAUUUAUCUACAAUGAUUAACAGAACAUAUGCUGUAAUAUUUGUCUCUACAUUUUGUGUACUGUUUCAGUUGUUAUGGGUUGUUUUAAGGGGAAGUUGGACUUCUGUGGGAGGCAGAAGGAGAGUUACAUGAAAACACACCAUGCAAAUAAAGAAUAGUUCCUAAA